UUAGAAAAAUGCAGACUUACUACCUGUUGUUCACCCUUGUUGCCCUGGUUUUUAGGGCUCACUCCCGCUCAAUACCAUUGCCUACUAAUAUGAAUGAUGAGGAAUUUGCAAAGAAUUACUUAAAAAAACUAUACAAUAUGCAAGAUGGACACACAACCAGUGAGAUGAGCAUGAAGCUGAGUGAGAUGCAGAGUUUUUUUGGGUUAAAGGUGACAGGAAAUAUGGAUCCUGAAACACUGGAGAUGAUGAGGGAGGCUCGUUGUGGGGUUCCAGAUGUAGCUUCAUAUGCUGAUGGGUCCUCAAGUACCAAAUGGCCCACAAACAAAUUAACUUACAGGAUUGAUCAUUACACUUCUGACAUGUCCCAGGCUGAAGUAGACGCCUCUAUCAAGACAGCACUGAAUGUUUGGGCUCAAGUCACCCCUUUGAGGUUCACCCGCAUUUACAGCGGUGUUGCUGACAUCGCGAUUACGUUUACUGUUGGUGAUCAUGGAGAUGGCUCUACAUUUGAUGGGCGUGAUGGGGUCUUGGCUCAUGCCUUUGGUCCCUAUCCUGGUAUUGGUGGAGAUACCCAUUUUGAUGAUGAUGAGACCUUCACUUUCAAAUCCCCUAAUGGAUACAUCUUGUUCUUGGUGGCUGCCCAUGAAUUUGGACAUGCCCUGGGUCUUGACCAUUCCCGUGAUCCAGGAGCUCUCAUGAAUCCAAGAUACACCUACAGAGAUGUUGACAGCUUCAUUCUUCCUCAAGAUGAUGUCAAAAGGAUUCAGGUUCUCUAUGGUUCUAACCCUGAAAAGCCUCAUGUUCGUACACCUCCACCCACUCCUAACGCCUGUGACCCCAAUCUGGUCCUGGAUGCUGUUACAACCCUGCGUGGAGAGGUGUACUUUUUUAAGGAUAGCUUUUUCUGGCGUCAAUACCCCCAGAGCCCUGAAAUAGAACAAUUUCUAAUUAAGGCCUUCUGGACUGAACUUCCAGAUAACAUUGAUGCUGCUUUUGAGGAUCCAUCCAGUGAUUUGGUGUACAUCUUUAAAGGCCAGAAGGUCUGGGCUCUCAAUGCUUAUGAUGUUGUGAAACGCGGAAGUCUCAGUAGCUUCGGCUUGCCAUCUAAAGUGAAGAAAAUCACAGCUGCUCUUUAUGAUGAGUACACUGCAAAGACAUUGUUCUUUACUGAUAGAUUAUACUACAGCUAUGACUCAUACUCCAAGAAGAUGGACGAGGGUUACCCUAAGAAGGUGGAGGACAGAUUCCGGAGAAUGACAGGACAAGUUACUGCUGCUUUUCAGAACCAGGGUUUCACCUACCUCUUCAGUGGACCGCGCGUUUUCGAGUUUAACGAGUCAGUGCUGAUGCGUACGCUGGGAAACAAAGACCUCUUGCAGUGCUAGACUCUUUGUCCUUUAUAUUUAUGUCACACUGAUCCAUCAGCAGACCUGCCGGUAUUACAGUAAACUAUUUAAUGAUUUAGAGUAUAAACUGUUUUUAAAUGUGUGUAUAUUGAGUAAUUAAAUGAGUGA
Messenger RNA from Clarias gariepinus (North African catfish), 1514 nucleotides. Its product is annotated as collagenase 3-like. Gene Ontology annotation, molecular function: zinc ion binding; metalloendopeptidase activity. Bases 9 to 1385 code for a protein of 458 amino acids. Gene Ontology annotation, biological process: extracellular matrix organization; proteolysis; collagen catabolic process. The record is from RefSeq and is a predicted model, not a curated record. The transcript has 10 exons. Gene Ontology annotation, cellular component: extracellular matrix. NCBI's taxonomy places the organism in Eukaryota, Metazoa, Chordata, Actinopteri, Siluriformes, Clariidae.